Messenger RNA from Corylus avellana, 855 nucleotides. Its product is annotated as embryo defective 3006. Gene Ontology annotation, biological process: chromosome segregation. Gene Ontology annotation, cellular component: MIS12/MIND type complex. Lineage: Eukaryota; Viridiplantae; Streptophyta; Magnoliopsida; Fagales; Betulaceae. The record is from RefSeq and is a predicted model, not a curated record.
UCAUAUGGGAACUUUGCGGGUUGCGGGUCACCCAGCCCAUGAUAUCCACACUUGAUUUGAGUUUUGAGUGAUUUCCAUUUCCCUCUACUUUCCCACUCUCGCUGGCGCGCGCUCUCUCUCUCUCUCUCUCUCUCUCUCUGCGUUUUAAGAAAAAAUGGAGAAAAAAGGUGAAGUGGAUCCGUCUUCUAGUCUUCCAAUUGGGAAGAGGCAUUCGGAUUUGAAGAAAUCAUUCAAGCUCGCCGUUCGCUCUCUACUCACUGCCUGUUCCAACCACGAAUUCUGCAAAUCAUUUCCAAGGUUUACGAGUGCGGAGCAACAACAUCUCCACCGCCUAUUUAUUCAGGUCAUUACUUCGUUGCACGAAAAUAUUGAGGAUGAGUUUGAGUCGUUAUGUCUUGAAACACAGGUGGGAGCUACUCUAGAUUCUGUAGAGCUACUUGUGGAAGAACAAGUUCUGGACCCAUUGUUUUUGAAUAAGACCAACGUAAUGGAUGUUGCUCAAAAUCUUUCAACAGCAAAGAAUAAUGAGAUCCAAUUCUUGACGGGUAUGCUGGGUAUGGCUGAGGAGCAGAAUAGCCUUAUCCGCGCUCGUGUUGAAAGCCUUAAGCAAGGAAUGCAAGAUGCCUCGGGCAUUGCAGAUGCCGUACACAAGCUAAGAUGCAGGAGUGUAAGUUACGGGAGCUGCAACAGCAAUGCAAUCCAUGAUGCGUAAUGUGGUAGAUUUCUCCCAUUUAUGUGCAUCUUGUGUUUGUCAUUUUAUUUUAUUCACACAAUCAGAAUUUCACUGGUUGCUAAUUGUAAUACUUGUUUUAGCAUGUCUAGAAGCUCAUUUAUAGCUCUAAGAAUUCUUGUUGU